CUGCUGCUUCGUGCUCCUCCCGGCUGGCACCCACUCUGCAACAGCUGCCCAGGCAGCCUCCUUCUGCCCAACCUGCUGCAGAGCCUCAUCCUGGCUCCCCUCGGCUUAAGAAGGUUCAGGGUCUCUUUCCCAACCUAGCAUUGUCUGGAGGGGAUGGUCCCUCCUAAAGCAUUGCAUGUAUCUGCUCAGAAAAAGGCAGGACAGCUGGGAAGGAGUCGUCACCAAACUAGACAAAGAUGGGCAUCCAAGCACACGAACUCAAAACAGUGACUGGAGUAGGUUCAGGGGCAUUUUGGAAUUGUCACUAGAGGACUUGCAGGACAAUAACAAUGUCUGCAAUGAAAACAUUGGGUUGUUCAAGGAGGUGAUUUUACUGGAGUGGCAGAAAAGCAGAGAGAAGCAGAGCUGUCACCUGUAAGCUGGCCAAGCCUAGAAUCAGUCCAUCUUCAUGUCAGCUUCAUUCCAUCUCCUCCUUGGUCAGUCUUGUCUUCUCCACGGACUGCCUUGCCAGCAGCACCCCAAGCAAUACUGAGGGAUUUUCCUCCUGCGUCCUGCUUCUUCCAGUGCCUCACCAGUGCCCCAGCCAGGUCCUGUGACCUGGCACCAUGGCAGCCAUGGGGGAAUCCAGCACAGGUCCCGUCCCUUCAUUCUGCCCCAGAAGUCGCAUUGACUACAACAUGCCCGUAACACUGGAAACAAACACCUUGCCCUGGUGUUGUGGAUGAAAUAGGAGCUCCAGAUUAAGAUAAUCCAUACUUCUCAAUAAAAUUGGGCGCUUUUUUGGCAAGAAAAAAGUACAUGUGGUCUGAAUGGACGUAAACAAGACACGAGAGCCCUUUUCUCUGUGUAAAGCCACUUCCCCACGAGGUGCGUUCAGGCGAUGACACAAGGGCUAUAAAGGAAGCCCCAAGAUGCUCAUACCUACAUUUUGACCUAGACAUGGCCAUAAUGAGUUUGCUGCAAUGCGUGGGUGCUAGCUCGCUGCUCUAUUUGGCAGCAGGGCUGGUCGCUCUCCUCUACUUUCUGACCAGCUUGAAGAAGACAGUUUGCAAUUUGCCUCCUGGGCCGCGACCUCUUCCUCUGAUUGGGAACUUGAAUGUGGUGGACCUGAAAAAGCCGUUCCAGUCUCUGACAGAGCUCUCCAAGACAUAUGGCAAUGUCUUCACUGUGCAUUUCGGACCCAGGAAAGCUGUGGUACUGGCUGGAUAUGAAACCAUCAAGGAUGCCCUUUUAAAUCAUGCUGACAAAUUUGGCGAGAGAGCAGAAAUACCCAUAUUUAGGAAAAUGACACAAGGAAAUGGCAUAGCAUUUAGCCAUGGAGAGCUGUGGAAAGCUAUGAGAAGAUUCACCUUGUCCACACUGCGAGAUUUUGGGAUGGGAAGGAGAACAAUUGAGGUCCGAAUCCUUGAGGAACUAAAUUCUCUUGUUAAAUAUUUUGAAUCAUAUCAAGGGAAACCAUUUGACACAAAGAUGAUACUCAACAACGCUGUAUCCAACGUCAUCUGCUCUAUAUUGUUUGGAGAGAGGUUUGAGUAUGAUGAUCCUGCAUUUCUAACUUUGCUGAAGCUGUUAAAUGAGAAUACCAAGCUGUUGGGCUCCCCGAUGGUGCUGUUAUAUAAUUUCUACCCAUCCCUUGGAUUUCUCUUUGGAGCUUCCAAGACUGUGCUACAAAAUAUCAAUGAGCUGAACGCUUUUCUCCAGAAGCUCUUCCAAGAGCACAAAGAAGAGUUUAAUGAAAAUAACUUAACAGGUUUUGUCGAUGCCUUUCUGAUGAAGCAACAACAGGAGUCAAAGAAACCCCACACUAUGUUCCACAAUGAAAGCUUGUUGUUUUCAACCCUGGACCUGUUUGCUGCUGGGACUGAGACCACUUCUACAACUGUGCGCUGGGGUCUUCUUCUGAUGAUGAAAUACCCAGAAAUUCAGAGAAAGAUUCAGGAAGAAAUGAACCAUGUCAUCGAACCUGGAGAGAUGCCUAAGUUGGAGGACAGGAAAAAAAUGCCUUACACGGAUGCAGUGAUACAUGAAAUCCAAAGAUUUGCCAAUAUUGUCCCAAUGGGUGUAUCACGAGCAACACCUACCGAUGUGAAUUUCCGAGGUUAUGUGAUUCCUAAGGGUACAGAGGUUAUUCCGCUGCUGACCUCCGCCCUGAACGAUGAGCUGCACUGGAAAACCCCGGAUCAGUUCAACCCUUCCCACUUCCUGGAUGCUGAUGGGAACUUCAUUAGGAGAGAGGCAUUCAUUCCAUUCUCUAUAGGACGAAGGGCUUGUGUUGGAGAAGGACUGGCCAAAAUGGAGCUGUUCCUCUUCUUCGCAGGCUUGCUCCGCAAAUUUGUCUUCCAAGCCCCUCCAGGAGUGGACAAGUCAGAUCUAGAUCUCACUGCUGAUGUCGGCUUCACCCUGAACCCCAUGCCUCACCUGGUUUGUGCUGUGCCCUGUGAAUGAAUGAUCAAACGACAGGCAGUUAGUGUAGUGAACACUUCGAGCUUGA
Cygnus olor (mute swan) is the source of this 2491-nucleotide messenger RNA. RefSeq names its product cytochrome P450 2K4-like. Gene Ontology annotation, biological process: xenobiotic metabolic process. Gene Ontology annotation, molecular function: iron ion binding; heme binding; oxidoreductase activity, acting on paired donors, with incorporation or reduction of molecular oxygen, reduced flavin or flavoprotein as one donor, and incorporation of one atom of oxygen. The record is from RefSeq and is a predicted model, not a curated record. The coding region runs from base 940 to 2445 and encodes 501 amino acids. Lineage: Eukaryota; Metazoa; Chordata; Aves; Anseriformes; Anatidae. The transcript has 9 exons. Gene Ontology annotation, cellular component: intracellular membrane-bounded organelle; cytoplasm.